AUGGAGGUUCCCAAGAAGGAUGAUACUCUUCUUUUGGCUGAUGAGAAGUUUGACUUUGAUCUCUCAUUGUCUUCUUCAAGUGCCAAUGAAGAUGAUGAAGUCUUUCUUGGACCUGUUGGCCAUAAAGAAAGAUGUAUUGCUGCCAGCUUAGAAUUAAAUCAUCAGAUUCCGGAAGAGCCUCCUCUGCCAGCAUCUUGGAGUCCUCUGACUGGGGAAAAGUUUGUGGAAGUUUAUAAAGAAGCUCACUUACUGGCCUUACAGAUACAAAGCAACAGCAAAGCCAAGGCGGCCCCAGCUGCCACGCCCAAAGGCCCCGGGAGCCAGGCAGUGGAAGGAUUCAUACAGGAAUCAAAACUAAAAAUACACCUCUUUGAGAGGGAAAAUGAAGCGAAGAAAAGCCCCAAGUCACUGAAGAGGGAGACGUACCACCUGCCGGACAGCCCCUCGAGGGGACCGCCGCUCUGGGGCUCCCAGCCCCCCUCGGGUGCGGCCCUGCCGGCUGCUCCUGCGCAGGCGAGCCGCCCCCAGACGCCGGGGCCACCGCACGCCUCGUGCUCCUCUUUGCCAGUGGAGCCAGGCGCUGCUCACCCUCCGGACCAGGCUGGCGCUCAGAAAAAGGUCACCAGCAAACUGCUGCUGCCCCGAGCCUCGUCUCUUAGAGGAAAAAGCAUUCCCUCGGCCCUGGAGAAGCCCAUGAAAGAGAAACCAGCUGGUCCUCCCAGGAUGAAAAUCCUAAAUGAAAAGGAUUCCCACAGCAGCGUGCCCCCUGACAAGCCAUGUGCCGCCCGGGACAUUGCUAGCUUGCCAGCUGGUGGAAACCACGUGGUCCAAGGCAAGCGGUCGCUCCCUGUUCCAAACAAGUUUGGGCUGAAGAAAACCAUGUUAAAGCCACCUGGAUGUGCUGGCAGUCUUGCAAGAAAGUCCUCCUCAGGGUCCGUCUCGGGAGUGAGUGCCAGCCUGUGUGCUUCUCCAGCGGCUGGCAAAGCGAAGCCAAGGGACCGUCCAAGCAUUCCUGCGGACAGUUCCCAGCCCAACACCAGCCAGUCGGGCAGACCGGGACUUGUCCUGCCACGGCUGUGUCUGCAGCCGGGCCCUGCAGGCGUGUCCUGCAGGCAGAGCCAGAGGUCCGGAGUUGCUGAGUCGACAGCGGAGCAGCCCAGGGCGCCCACCAGAGCAGCUCUCACCCAACCCCAGAGUCCAGGACAGGGAGGCCCCGGGCUGAACUCUCAUCUCAGUUUGUCACAAUCUUCUCAGAUGAAUAAGACCGGGAGUACAAGAAGGCGCGAUUCCUGUCUGAAUUCCAAGGCGAAGGUUAUGCCCACCGCUACAAAUCAGUUUAAAAUUCCCGAGUGUUCUACUGGUGAACCCCUGGACGGUGCGACACCAAAGUCCUGUCGGGCGCAGAGGCCGCAGUCCUGCACGUCGGUGGGGAGGGUUGCUCACAGCACUCCUGCUAGAUGGUCCUCAGCAUCGCAGAGCCUCGUAAGCAGCGUGAGGACCCCUGUGAGCAGGGGGCGCAGGUCAGCCCUGCCCACGCCUGCCAGCCGUCGACUCUCCAGCCUGCCCCUGGCGACCCCUAACACUGUGCCCAGGGCUCUGGCUUCUCCCCUGCGUGUGUCUGCUCGGCGACUUUCUUCUGAGCCCCAGAAAAAGUCUGCAGUGAGAACUGCGCCAGUGAGAGAGGGUGACAGCAGGGCCGCCGCCGGGCCCUCAGGCUGGUCCCCGGAUGGGAGCUUUCCUCCUGCGUCUGCUGUGCCACAGGCGCUUAACUUUUCUCCAGAAAAGAGUGAUUUCAUGUUUUCAAAACGUGUCACCACAGAAGUAGCACUGGACGAAGCACAGCCACCUGCAGCUACAACACCCAGUGAGGCUCUUCUCGUGGAUGUCAACCUGGAUCAGCUUAGCGUCACCCUGCGGGCUGCGGCCACACCCCUGGGCGACCUCCCGCUCAUCGACUUCUGCAAGACGCCGGAGGCGAGCGUGGCUUUGGGGUCUGGAAGCGGGCCCCUGGUCGACCUCCUGACAAACACCCCAGAUGCCGACAGGAGGGCUGUGGCCAAGCCCUGCCACGAGGUGGGACAGCUCAUAGACUUGGCUUCCCCUCUGAUCCUGCUGAGCCCCGAGGCUGACAAGGAAAACGUGGAGUCGCCACUUCUCAAGUUCUGAGCAGAAUGAAAUCCUUUGCGUUUCACUCCAAGUUACAAGAACAGUCAGUCCUAAAGUGGUUUUCCGCCCUCAGAAAUAAACUUUACGAGGAAUUGUAUUGGAAAACGUGAAACACAAAACAGAACCCUGAGUAAAGCUGCCGUGCCUGGAGCGGGGCCGUGGGGUUGGGGGGUGUUUGGCCACCUGAGGUCACUACCGGCCGAUGGCCUCCGUCCUCACGGACCCCGUCCUCACGGCCCCGCUCACACGCUGGGAGCAGAGCCACAGUCGCUCCAGGUGAAGAAUUUGUUUUGAACCUUUUGUAUGUAAAAUAGCAAGUGACUAUUUUUAAAAUUAAGUUUGUAUGAAAAGUUAAACAGUCUAGAUUAAGUUAAACUGUA
Lagenorhynchus albirostris (white-beaked dolphin) is the source of this 2546-nucleotide messenger RNA. It is a transcript of the gene GTSE1, whose product is annotated as G2 and S-phase expressed 1. The transcript has 11 exons. The record is from RefSeq and is a predicted model, not a curated record. NCBI's taxonomy places the organism in Eukaryota, Metazoa, Chordata, Mammalia, Artiodactyla, Delphinidae. Gene Ontology annotation, cellular component: cytoplasmic microtubule; microtubule cytoskeleton. The coding region runs from base 1 to 2166 and encodes 721 amino acids. Gene Ontology annotation, molecular function: microtubule binding.